AUGGUUUCUUUUCCGCUUUUGCUGCUAUCGACAUGUCUAAGCUUCGAGGAAAUGAUACGGGUGAAAGACCCNGUGCCUCUGAAGAAGACGACUAUUCGGAGAAGGAGAAGCUCAUUUAUUGAAAACUUGGCUGGCGAUUAUCGAAGAAUGGUUUACUUCCCGGAAUACGGGAUCCAUACUAGAUAUGUCCAUUUCACAAAACAGGGGCACAUCCAUGUUAAUGUCUUCGAACCAGAAUACUGGAACAAUCUUCAUAAUGGCUACAAACCAGAAUACGGGAACAACCUCAAUAAUGACUACAACAUGGGAAAUUGGAACAGCCUUCAUGGCUCAAGUGAAAUACUUUACAACUAUUUGGACAUGCAGUACUAUGGCCCCAUCCAGAUUGGCCAUCCUCCUCAGAUCUUCACUGUAGUAUUCGAUACUGGUUCAUCCAAUCUGUGGGUUCCGUGCGCAAACUGCUUAGGGACCGCUGAUUUUUGUCGAAGUCACAGUAAGUUCAACUACAAAGAAUCCUUCACGUGCAUCCGAAAGCAUCGUCCCCUCAAUCUUACCUACGGAAUAGGCAGCGCCAAGGGCUCCCUUUACAGCGAUAUCGUUUGCAUCGACACGAAUCCGAAACACUGCUUCCGCCAAGAAUUUGUUUGUGCACAGCGAGUUCACGAAAUGGAUGGCACUAUACCCGACGGCACUCUGGGUAUGGCGUGGCCUUCACUAUCUGUUGAUAACAUUACGACACCUCUGGAACAUCUUUUUGCUAACAAGAUGGACUGUCCGAAAGCUGUCUUCGCAUUCUGGCUCAAUCGCAAUUCCAUCGAAGGUGGAGAGCUGACCAUAUGUGGAACAGACCCUUCCCGCUAUCAGGAUCCAAUUAUAUGGGUGCCGCUCAUCAGUGAAUCCUACUGGUCAGUCCUGCUGGGAGGAAUCACCGUCAAGGCAGAAUCAGGCGACAUUUUACAUAUCCCAGGAAACUUCUCAGCAUCUAUCGAUAGUGGUACCUCGUUCAUUGUUGGACCCUCCGAAAAGAUCCAGAAGAUAUUGGAUUUUAUCGGUGUGAUGGAAUUAGAAGUGAUUGAGUGCAGUGCAGUUCCCUCUUAUCCAACAAUCUUUUUCAAACUUGGAAGCUAUGAAUUUAAGCUUGAAGGACAACAGUACACCCUUAAGCAAUCCCACGGGGAAUGCUAUGUUGCAUUCCAGAAGAACCCAUCCAAAGACGAUAAUAGUUGGACUCUUGGAGAUGCCUUCAUGAGCAACUUCUAUACUAUAUUUGACUACGAAAACAAGAAGGUUGGGUUUGCCAAACCAGCUUGA
Molecule: messenger RNA, 1311 nt
Organism: Haemonchus placei
Lineage: Eukaryota; Metazoa; Nematoda; Chromadorea; Rhabditida; Trichostrongylidae
Source: the annotation of a GenBank genome assembly